AUGGAGAAACAAAAGGCGGCAGCAUUGACAGGAGGUAAUCUUGAUCUGGCUCUUGCGGCGCCUACGCGGAGGUUGGGUCCUGGGUUCAGAUUUCACCCCACCGACGAGGAGCUGGUGGUGUACUACCUCCGUCGUAAGGUCCGUGGGAAGCCAUUCCAUGUGGAGGCGAUUGCUGUGGUCGAUAUCUACAAGCAUGAGCCAUGGGAGCUUCAUGCGUUUAGUGCAGUGAAUAGCACAGACCAAGAGUGGUACUUUUUGGUGGGUUUUGAGAAGAAGUAUAAGGGGUCGAGGCUUAUUAACAGGUCAUUAACCGAGAAAGGGUACUGGAAGACGAGUGAGAAGGAUCAAACGGUGAGCCAUAAACGUGAGAUUGUAGGUAUGAAGAAAACCCCAGUUUAUCAUGCGGGGAGACCCCCUAAUGGGAGGAGGACCAACUGGGUAAUGCAUGAAUACAGACUUGUAGAGGCAGAAUUAGACAAGGCUGGAGUAGAUCAGGAUGAUUCGUUUAUGCUGUGUAAAAUAUUCUGCAAGAAUGAGAUGGGGCCACCGUGUAGCGGCGUAUAUGGCCCAUUCAAUGAAGAAGAGUGGGAAAAUAAUGAUGAAGUGAUGAGACAAGCAGGGUUUACAAGCAACACAAAAAACAUGUUGAAGUUUGAUCUUUUCCCCGGCAACAAAUGUGUUUCAUCUGAUGAAGCUUCAUCGUUGUCCACAGAUGUUCCAGUUCCACAACCUGGGCUCUUGAAUUUCUCCCUGUCCGCUCAACCAAAUCUGGAAAACCAUUCUCAUCUUCCUCUUCCUCCUAAGGUUGUCGGCGCUUUCAACUCCUCGUGUCUUGAGAAGUCAGUGCCUCCAGGCUAUCUCAAGUUCAUCAAUGACCUAGAAGAAGAGAGGAACAAGCUCAUGGAUUCAAUGAUGAACUCAGAAGCUACAAUCAGGAGACUUCUGGAGAGCAAUAAGCAGUUGGAGGAGGAAAAUAGGCGCCUUAAGAAUCUUCAUUUUUAA
Messenger RNA from Ipomoea triloba (trilobed morning glory), 1002 nucleotides. Its product is annotated as NAC domain containing protein 52-like. Gene Ontology annotation, biological process: regulation of DNA-templated transcription. Gene Ontology annotation, molecular function: DNA binding. NCBI's taxonomy places the organism in Eukaryota, Viridiplantae, Streptophyta, Magnoliopsida, Solanales, Convolvulaceae. The record is from RefSeq and is a predicted model, not a curated record. The transcript is spliced from 3 exons. The coding region runs from base 1 to 1002 and encodes 333 amino acids.